UCGGUUUGUGAUGAAAAGAACGGUUGAGGGAAUGACGUUUCAAUUGUCUUUAAAUAUACAGCGUAUGUUUUAUGGUCAAAAGUCAAACAUGGUAUAUUUUCAUUAUUAAGUCGUAUGUGAUUAACUUCUUUUAAUGCAAUGUCACUAGUCGUCACAAAAGAGGCAGGGAAAAAGAGAAAACUGAAACCGAAAUAUUUAGGCUGACAUGGUCAAGCUGUGCCUGGUUGUUUUCUGUGGACUGCCAGCCUCGGGCAAGAGUACAUUGGUGCAAAACCUUAGGAAACAUGUAUGUGGCCUGUUUAACAUGUUAGUGAUCCACUAUGACCAGAUAUUGCCCCCAGACACAGAAAAGGCCCUCAUUGACAGCAGACAAGAGGGCUCCUCACAGUGGAAAGAUUACAGGAGGGAUAUUGUCAAGUGUGUACACGGUCUCAUUGAGAGAAUCAUACAUACAGGACUAACAGAACUAUUUAACAAUGUCCAUGAUGCACCAGCAGAUGUGGAUACAGAGCUUUGGUCUAUAUUCUUACAGAGUGUUAAGGUUUCCACAGUGUUGAGCCCCGACCCUGGGUGGCCAGUAUGUUUGCUGAUUGAUGACAACAUGUACUACUCCAGCAUGCGAUGGGGGUACUACCAGCUGGCCAGGAAAUAUACACUGUCCUACUGUCAGGUGUAUGUGAAGGUUGCCAUGGAGACGUCUUUACACCGUAACUCCAUAAGGGAGGUCAAGGUCAGAGAUGACACUAUUGUUUCCAUGGCAACCAGAUUUGAAAUCCCUGACCCUGCAGUAAAUACCUGGGAAGUCAACAGUGUAACUGUGGAAAGUGGACAGGAUAGAAAUAGUGAAGUCAUUGUACAGCUGAUACACCAAUCACUUGAAGAACCAGUCCAGCCCAUACAGGAAGUAGAUGAGGAGGAGAGUAACCAGUCUCGGGUUAUUUGCUCCAAGAACUUCCUGCACCAGGCAGACCAAAUAUUGCGCAGGCUCGUCACUCAGGAGAUGCAGUGCGUCAAAGAGAAAUCCAUGUCAAAGCAGGAAGUACGCAAGCAUGCAGAGUCUGUCCAGAGUUCUCGGAGACAAGUUCUUGACAAUCUCAAGGCUGAGGAAGUUUGCAUUCCAGAACAUCUCAUUGCAAUGGCAACAGAUUCUUCAAAAAAUGCCGAUAGUGAAAUGUUUACGUACCUUAAAAAGGAGUUUUUAAAAGCUCUUAGCAUAACCUGAGCACAAACGAUUUUUACAGUGUUAAUGAGAUAAACGAAAUCAGAUUUUGUACCAAUCUGGUGUUGUGGCAAGUCUGCUGAACUGUGGGUACAACAUGUACAACACGUACAGUCCAGAUUGACCGGAGAGGACUCAUUACUUGUAACCUGACAUUAGCCUCAAGCUGUGGUAAAGCAUCAGUUGACGGAUCCUCUAUGUGAUGUUUGAGUUCAGCUGCAUUUAGAUUAUUCCAUCAUAUAAUUGAAUUGUAAUAACCUAUGAAUAAAUUGCUCAAGUAGC
Messenger RNA from Mya arenaria, 1501 nucleotides. RefSeq names its product L-seryl-tRNA(Sec) kinase-like. Gene Ontology annotation, molecular function: kinase activity; tRNA binding. The record is from RefSeq and is a predicted model, not a curated record. The transcript is spliced from 7 exons. Lineage: Eukaryota; Metazoa; Mollusca; Bivalvia; Myida; Myidae. The coding region runs from base 206 to 1222 and encodes 338 amino acids.